AACUUAGUUUCCUUUGAUUAUGUCCCCUCCAAUGCUAUACGGUUCGGUUCCACCCAAAACACAACAUUUCUGCCACAACUGUGCUUGUUGAUUUGAUCAUGCGCUUCCUUAACUUGUGAAAAAAAAGGAGUCUUCUGAGUCUUUUUAAUUCCUUUCUUCAACCAAGUGAGUGGCUUUGUUUGGGAAAGGUUUAAAAAAAAGAGAGUUGAAUGAGGAAGUCUCCUGAUUGGUUAUAUGCAGAUCAUGCAACAUGUGGCUCACCCGCAUGGAUUGGUAAAGGACUCACCUGUGUUUGCUUCAAGCGCAAGGGAAAUUGUCAAAGAAUCUGCAUUAGUUUGACCCCUUUACAGGAGGAAAGACUGAGAAGACUUAAGCGUCGAAUGAAGAUUUUCUUUGAUGCUUCUAAGCUUGAUCACCAGGAAGCUUUGAGAGCUCUGUGGUCUGCUUCAUUCCCUGGUCAGGAGCUCCAAAGCUUGAUUUCUGAUCAAUGGAAAGAGAUGGGAUGGCAGGGAAGAGAUCCAUCUACUGAUUUCAGAGGAGCUGGUUUCAUUUCGUUGGAGAAUCUUCUAUUCUUUGCAAAGACAUUCUCUACUUCGUUUCAGCGCCUAUUGAAGAAGCAAGGAGGAAAGGGUGCUGUUUGGGAGUACCCCUUUGCUGUUGCUGGCAUAAAUAUCACAUUUAUGAUCAUGCAAAUGCUGGACCUUGAUGCCACCAAACCCAGGACUUUUGUAAGAGCUGUUUUUCUACAGAUGCUUUCAGAAAAUGAGUGGGCAUUUGACUUGCUUUAUUGCGUGGCAUUCGUGGUUAUGGACAAUCAGUGGCUGGAGAGGAAUGCUACAUAUAUGGAAUUCAAUGAUGUUUUGAAAUCCACACGACUUCAGCUAGAGAAAGAAUUGUUGAUGGAUGAUGUUCUAAGAAUUGAAGACAUGCCUUCUUUCAAUCUUCUUUGUUGAAACGUGACCAAAGCUUUGUGUACAGUUCGCUCUCCUGCUUAUUGAGUCCAUAGCUUUAAUUUGUCACUAGUGACUAUUAAGUAGCUUAUCUGUAAUUUAUAUUCAUCAUUCCUUACACGAUAGCUAUUUAAACCAUCUCCUUGAUGACUAGUGCUAAGGAAAUUUCCACUUUACAUCCACGAGAUUCUCGUUUGGAAAAUUUUGACUAAUUAGUAAUUGGAAGUCUUGAUUAUGUGGAUCUACUAAUUGAAUCAAUUGUUACACGAGUUCAUUGUCC
Abrus precatorius (Indian licorice) is the source of this 1230-nucleotide messenger RNA. RefSeq names its product ELMO domain-containing protein A. The transcript has 8 exons. Lineage: Eukaryota; Viridiplantae; Streptophyta; Magnoliopsida; Fabales; Fabaceae. The coding region runs from base 210 to 953 and encodes 247 amino acids. The record is from RefSeq and is a predicted model, not a curated record.